This is a messenger RNA of Penicillium coprophilum, 1620 nucleotides long. RefSeq names its product Major facilitator superfamily domain general substrate transporter. Gene Ontology annotation, cellular component: membrane. NCBI's taxonomy places the organism in Eukaryota, Fungi, Ascomycota, Eurotiomycetes, Eurotiales, Aspergillaceae. The record is from RefSeq and is a predicted model, not a curated record. Gene Ontology annotation, biological process: transmembrane transport. The transcript has 10 exons. Gene Ontology annotation, molecular function: transmembrane transporter activity. Bases 1 to 1620 code for a protein of 539 amino acids.
AUGACAGACGAGCAAACCCAUUCUCCUGGCAGGGAGUCUGUAGAGGAGAAAAAAGACACAGUUAAUCUAAACGUUCAUCAGUUGUCCGAUGGCACAACAACACCCUCAGAUAGCGAGAAACCAGACCCGGAAGCACAGCAAGACACGCUCUCCCAUCUCCUUGUCAAAAAUGGCGAGCAAGUCCUCGUCACUUGGACCCUGGAAGAAGAAUCUGCCAUAGUUCGGAAACUUGAUUUUCUUUUUCUCCCCAUUUUCUCGUUAAUAUUUACCUGGAUGGCCAUUGAUCGGACCAAUGUGUCGAGCGUACUGACAUCCACCUUCCUCUCCGACACAUCUAUGACCCGGGACCAGGCCAAUACCGGUGUAUCUCUACUUUGGCUGGGCAUUGUCUUGCUGGAGAUUCCCUCAAACAUCGUUCUCCACCGCGUGGGUCCCCACUACUGGAUUCCCGCCCAGGUCGUUGUGUGGGGUUUAGUUGAGGUACUGCAAAUGUUUGUCACUAAUGCAAGUGGUUGGUAUGCCGCACGUCUAUUCCUGGGGCUUGCAGAGAGCGGGUUUAUCCCCGGCGGCCUGUACAUCUUGUCUACAUGGUAUGCACCCAACGAGCUCACGCAACGCACAGCAGUGUUCUUCCUUGGGCCGGCGUUUGCUGGGGCUUUUGGAUCACUGAUAUCGGCGGGGGCAUUAAGCUUGGACCAGAAUGGGGGUUUGAGUGGGUGGCAAUGGAUCUUCGUCAUCUGUGGCGUCUGUACGAUAGCCUCAGGCCUUUUGGCUUUUGCCCUAGUGCCCAAGUCUCCUUACCACACAGGCCACCUCCUUGGCGGUCUCAUUCGUGUGCGGGGCUGGCUGAACGAGCACGAAGCUGACAUUCUCGCCGCACGUCAAGCCCGAAGAGAAGACCAUCAAAUGGCCGGGUCGACCCUCAAGAUCGGCCGGAAGGAUAUAACCGAUGUCUUCUUCCACUGGGCUACCUGGCCGUACCUCAUCGUGUGCCUAGCCGGCCUGCAAUCCACCAAUGGGUUGAGCACCUGGGGUGCAUCCAUUAUCAAAUCACUCAACUUCAGCGCAAUACGAGCUAACUUGCUCAAUGCCCCGGGAAGUCUGCUGGGGGCGAUCUUUGGCAUUGUGUUGUCGGGCUUUGUGGACAGAUACAGUCGCUUUGGAUAUGCAAUCUUAUUUUCAGCUGUGUGGACUCUUGCGGGUCUAAUUGCACUUUAUAGUCUUCCAAUUACCUCUAAAGCUUCGUGGUCAUUCUAUGCAGCCUAUGUGGUCACCCAAUCAUCUCCUAACUGGCAGCCAAUCAAUGUCACCUGGUUGUCUUUGAACUUCAAGACGCCCCAGAAACGUGCAAUUGCGUAUGCUGUAUAUAUUGGAUGUUCUAAUCUAGGGGGCACUUACGGCAACCAAGUAUUCAGAGCGAGUGACGCCCCGCUCUAUCACAAGGCAUGGAUCGCCUGUAUAUCCCUGGGAGCAGUGUGGCUAGCCGGAGUCCUGUCACAGACAUUCGGUUUUCAAUGGGCCAAUCGGGUUUUCGCAAAGAAGCUAGCGGAUGAUCCUGAGUUGGAAUCGGAGAUUACGCAUAUUGACAGUAAUGGGCGAAAAUAUCGAUACUAUUGGUGA